Molecule: messenger RNA, 1338 nt
Organism: Acanthamoeba castellanii str. Neff
Lineage: Eukaryota; Discosea; Longamoebia; Acanthamoebidae
Exons: 2
Coding region: 1-1338 (445 amino acids)
Source: RefSeq, a predicted model, not a curated record
AUGUCGGACGCGAGCGGCGCUUCUUCAGCGUUUUCUUCAAUUAUGACCUCGUCCUCCGCUAUCCCCGGUUCCCUAUCAGCUUCUUCAUCUUCACCUUCACCUUCGUCAUCUUCAUCUUUGUCUUCGUCCCACCCGUCGGCCAUCUUUCCGUUGGGGUGGCCCUCCCUCAACACCGGCGGUCUCGGCGGCGUGCCCCUCCUCCAGACCACCCAGCUCCCCGCUUCGGCUGCGGCUGCGGCUACAGGCGCGCCCCUCGCCGCCUGGGGGUCGACCCCACCAACGCAACCCGCCGGCCAGGUCCUGGCCCAGCCGCAGGGCCUCGGCGGCCAGCGCAGCGGAGGACUACCGUACCCGUACCCGUACCACCAGCAGCAGCGGGUGCUGCAGGUGGUGGCGCGGCUGCCGGGCCUCGGGUCGGUGUCGGUGUGCGUCGAGGCCGGGAGCAAGGUGCAGGACCUGAUCAUGUGCAUCGAGACGCAGGUGUGGGGCGCGUGCGGCGUGCCGGUCGAGGUGCGCAAGCUGAGCGACUCGCUCGGCAUCGACCUGCCGCCCUCGUACGAGGUGGGCAAGCUCCUCGACUCCAGCGACGACAGCGACCGCGACGCCGACCAACACUACGUCGUCCACGCCCACUUCCGGCGCCUCGACACCCACCCGCUGCCCUCGCCCAUCUUCUCUUCUUCCUCUUCUUCCUCUUCAUCAGCGGCCUCUGCCACUUGUUCUUCUUCUCCUCGCACCCGCGGCGCGGCCAGCUCGGCUCCGAUCUCUAUUCCCAACAAUGUCACCGCCUCUUCUUCGUCGUCGUCGUCGUUGUCGUCUUCGUCGGCGACGUCCUGUUCGCCGACGUCGACGUCGCCUCGCCAGCGCGUGGCGCAGCUGGCCUUCGUGGAAUCGCCGCCCACCAAGAUCCUCCAGAACAAGGAGUUCUGUUUCACCGUCGCCUUCACCCUCCCCUCAGACACGCCAGAGGAGGCGGAGCAGGCGUGGCGAGGCCCGGACGCGGGGAAGUUGCUGAAGGUGGCCGUGGCGUGCGAGGCCGGCGAAGCGGUGCCGGAGCAGAACUUCACGGUGCGGACGAUGGUGAUGAUGGAGGGCAACAGCAAGGACAUGAUCGGCGUGUUCGGGCGGCUGCGGGUCAACUCCUACUACGGGCGCAAGCGGUACCUGAUCCGCGUGUUCUGCGCCGACGCCGUCGGCUGGCGGAGCAACACGCUCACCUCCGACCCCGUCACCGUCCUCUCCAAGAAGUGCAAGCACCGCACCAAGCGCGCCAAGGACGCCACCGACGAGGGCGACGCCGAGGACGCCGACGACGACCAACCCUCCGCCGCCACCUAA